Centruroides sculpturatus (bark scorpion) is the source of this 6172-nucleotide messenger RNA. RefSeq names its product nuclear pore complex protein Nup205-like (gene Nup205). The coding region runs from base 45 to 6002 and encodes 1985 amino acids. Gene Ontology annotation, biological process: nuclear pore organization. NCBI's taxonomy places the organism in Eukaryota, Metazoa, Arthropoda, Arachnida, Scorpiones, Buthidae. Gene Ontology annotation, cellular component: nuclear pore; nuclear pore inner ring. Gene Ontology annotation, molecular function: structural constituent of nuclear pore. The transcript has a single exon. The record is from RefSeq and is a predicted model, not a curated record.
GGCGUAGCAAACGAAUUUUCGUGUUUAGGCGGUGAAUUUCCAACAUGGAGGCGAACGAGUCGGUUGUUAAUUUCGGUAACUGUGACUUAUGGUCACCUUUUAAAGAUCUUUAUGCCGUAAUAGAUGCGGCUUUGAUCAAGAAAGAUUUAGAAGCAUUGCCAGACUUGGAAGCCGCUUUACGAAAGCACAAACCUAACUUUAUUUCUUUAUUUAAGAAUCCUUCCAAAAAUGCAGUCUCUAGAGAAGCUGUUAAGAAGUCUUCCACCGAAGGAAUACGUGUCUUGGGACAGACUGGACUUCAGAUUUUACAUCAGAGUUUGGUAGAUGAAAGUUUGAUCAUCAGUGAUAUGUUUGACUUAAAUGAACUCAAUGCAUUGGAAUUAUUGGUCGCAGGUCAGCUACAACAACCCCACUUUCCGGGAAUGACUCGAGGAUUGGUUGCCGUUCUGCUCUACUAUGACGGGAGGAGAACCCUCGUCAGUUCCCUUCGCGCGCUGAUUAACGCUCGGAGGGGGCGCACUUGGACUUACGGACUGAAUAGCGAACUCACCGCCAUGAUUACGAGAUACACCGAUCAGUUGAAGGACGAGAACGUGGUGACGAAGGUGAUCGAUCUGAUCAAGCAAAUAGAUUUACCCAACGAGUUGCAUCUGUUACAGAAAAAUAGAGCAUUGGGAGGACCACGAUAUAGAAAACAAGUCGUGGAUUUAAUCCAGGAAAUUAGGCAGACUUUGGCAGAUAUCAUUUUUGGUUGGUCGUGUCAGGGUCAGCUGUCUAAUAACGAAACCUUGUAUCUGUUGGAUUAUAUUUCAAAACAGUCUUGCAGUGCGGACGGCUCUCUGGAUAAUGUUACGUUGACACUUUUGAUGUCUUUACUUAAUGUGAUUGACGUAAGCAUUCUGCAAACGUGUGAAGACAGCGAUGAAGUUGUGCAGUUCUUGCAUGUUGUAGCCGAUCAUGAAAUUAUACCUUCUUUGCACAAAGAACUGUUUGCGUCAGAAAGGAAUUGGCAGACUCCAAAAUUGAAAACGAUUGUACAGUUUGCUUGGGCUGUUAUGUUACACACGUUGUUGCAGUUUCCUCUUCCGUCUCUCAUGGAAGAAUUUAAUCAGUUUAUGGAACAAGAUGAGAAAACAAUAGAUAUUGCCAUUGAAGAUAAUGCAUUUGAAUCAUUACUCCAUUUAGUAGUAUCUAGCAAUAUGUUUCAUCAAGAAGAAUUUUUUGUAAAACGUAUUCAUACAUUAAUUACAGAUUUUAUUGUUUUAAUGCCUCUUAAAGUAAAAGAAUUGAGAAAUAGAGGUGAUGAUGCGGCACGGACUAUAUUAGCUCACAUGCAGGAAGGUAUUUUACCACCGCCCAAUCUUUCUCAUCAUCUAGAACAUUUGAUGCAACUAAUCACUCAUUUAUACAAAGAUGAUCCUUUGAAUUUGGAAUUAGCUUUAGAUUACUGGUGUCCAACUGAAGUUCCAACUGAUCAGGGGUAUUCGUACAGACCACCCCAAAGACAAGUCUCUCUUUACAAGUUUAUCAGACUGUCGGGAGAUAUGUUGCCUGCACCUUUAUUUGUACCUUAUGUUGAUAUGCUUGCAGGUCUUUCUGGAUCAAAAUUGUGUGCCCAUCACUGUUAUAUGCUGUUAAAAUUAAAUGGAAAAAAUUCAACUGGACAGUGUAGUAUUGUUUCGUGGGACCAUAUAUUUGCAUCACUCAAUCGUUACUAUACGAGUUUAAGAAUAGAGUUACCGCCUGCUUCUAACCAGUAUACUUAUCGUCAGCAUUCUGCAAUGAGAGGAAUUACUCCAGAAGAGGUGGAAGGAUUAAUUUCAGCAUUACGAUUAAUUGAAACUGUCGUAUCAAAUGAUGAAAUGGCACGAAUUUCUUUGUGUGAUGUUCCACAAUAUAUGCCAUUAACAGUUCUUUUAGGAGUAGUUGGAUGUAGUGUACCACCUGAAUUAAAAGCAGCUUUAUUAAAAACAUUGUCAGCAUUUGCUCUAUCUGCAAACAUUGCAUCAAAUCUUUGGCAAUCUUUAGAAUCAUUUCAAAUUAUUCCAACUAUAAAAACUACUUCAGUUUAUCAACCAAGUGGAAUUCAUAUAGAAUUAGAAGAAGUAGAAGCAAGAAAUGAAGAAUUUCCAAUUACAAGAGCAAUGCUUAAGUUGUUAAAUGUGCUUUUUGAUCAUCCUUUGCCGUCUGCUUUAGGUUCGGGUCAACGUACUCCGGGCUUUGCUCCUUACCUUGAAUAUAUUAUUGAUCUCGUAUUUCUUCGUUUUAGUACCAGAGCAUAUAGAAGAGAAGAAGAAAAGUGGGAAAUUGCAAAACUGUGCUUGCAAAUAUUUGUAAAAUUACUUCAAGAUAAUGAUGUUAAAUCAGAUAUUCGAAAUGGCAUGCUAAAUGAUAUGUCAAGUUCAGGAAUGAUGCCUUCUGUGCCACUAGAUUACAUUCUUAUGACCCAGUUAUUAAGAGAGAGUGGUCUGUUAAGAACUAUAAUGUAUAUUCUGGAUGAAGGAUCUUGUAUUUUGAGUUUAUACAUGACAACUCAAGGCCAAAAGCAACUAGAAAUGUGCACUUUGUUAUGUUUGAAACUUCUUCAGAAAGCUCUCAUUCACCAACCAUUAUUUCUUCAACAAGUGAGAGAAGGAAAUAACUCUAUUAUUGUUUCUAAUCUGGAUCAGUUAUUAAUGGGUAUUAAUCCGAGACAUGGGUGUGCAGAUUAUUUAGUAAUUGUAGCAAAAUUUGUUGGAUAUAAUGCUUUUUUGCCUAAACAUGCUCUUGCUGCAGUUCGUAUUUUAAGACACAUAUGCUCUAAUAAUGGAGUGGCACAACAUCUUGCCACAGCUUUUGCUACUGAUGAAAAUGAAAGUAAAACAUUGUUACAUGGAUUUGUUGAAUGUUUAGACACAAAUGUCUUAGAAGAAAUUGACGAAAAUAAAGAAGAAAAAGACUGGUCUUCAGCUAAUUUUUAUAAUGCUAUUUGUCAAGAGCUUCUUAAUUUACUCCUAACAUGUUUAAAGCACCCAACUCCUAACAUAGCUCAUUUCCUGCUUGGUUUUCAACCAAAACAUGCAAUGUCAGAAAUAACUCUACAGGAUCCUGGUGUUUUGGGAUCACCUCGUACUUGCCUACAUGCUGUGUUAUCAAUGUUGGAUAGAGGCAUUGAUUUAUAUAAUUAUCCAACUUGUGUUAAUGAAUUUCCUCAUGUAGCAGAGUUAGCUUUCCAAUUAAUUUAUGUUCUUAGCAGAAAUAAAGAUACAUCAGGUCCAACCUUAAGAUAUUUACGAACAACAUACGAUUUUCUUUAUCAUCAUCUCCAAUUCCUACCAUACAAAAUCAAGAAAAAUAAUAUAAAAACUUUGGCUUGCCAGUCUUGGUUACUUAAAACAGUUGCAACAGAGCUGAGAGUUACAGCAGCUCAUAAUCAAAGGUCACAUGUACAGCGACUUUUAAAUAUUUUGCUUAAUGAUUCUUUUAGAUCAACUAAUGGUGUUGAUAUUGCAGAAGCUUCUGCAACUCCUAGUUCUAUGUUUGUGUCUGUUGUAACUUCUAUUUCUGAACCAAUACGUAGAAAAUUAAUGCAAAUAUUAGAUAAGUUAGAAUUCACACAAAACUGGCCAGCACCGCCUGAAUGGGAAUAUUUUGACAUGAUUGAAAUUGAACGUUUAUUCAAAGCAAAUGAAUUGGAUAAAAAAGAUGGUUUCUCCCAAAUUAAUGUCAAAAAUAUUCAAAAACAGCUUUCAGAAGAGUUGAUUAGUCUACAGGGUAUAUCUGCAGUUGGUCAACGAUCUGUGAUUUCUCAAGAGGUUCAAAGCAUUAUUCAUUAUGCUAAAUUAAUAAAUAAUGUUAAAGAGAAAAAAUAUAUUAAAAGUCAAGCUUUUGAAGCAUGGCAUUUAGUAACAGAAAUUGUUUUAACAGUUUGUCCAUUAGAUAUGCUGGAAUUAGAACAAAAGCAUCAAGUUAUCUUAGAAAUUUCACAGGAACUAUUACAAAGAAUACUAAUUGAUGACACUUUGUCUGAAAUCACUGCUUCAGCAUCAGGUGUAAUAUUAAUGCUGAUGACAACACUUCAUCAUAAUUUGAAUCCAAAUAUUGUUGCAGCUGAAACAAGUUCUAUUCAAGUUUCCCAAAUGGAUAUAAGUAACAUUAGUCUUCCUACUCCAGCUCAGUAUACUGCACUUGUCAUAAUAUUAAAGCGUAUCACCGAAUGUUUGUUGCGAACGGGUGGAGGGAAUCAGAGAGUCAGGAUUAAUUAUUACGGAGCAUUACUUAAUCUUCUUGGAACCGUAAAUCAUUCUUCUAAUACUAAUUUAAUGAGAACUCAAGGAGAAGUAGAGGUUCUGGGACAGGAAUCCGAGUCUGAAAAAAUAAGUCGAGAAUAUACAGAAGCCAUUUUAGAGUUUGGUGAAACCAUAAUGGAAAUUGUUUGUAGGGAUGCUUGUAGUGGUCAUGACAUUACAAAAAUGCUUGCUUUAUCUUUAUUAGACAUGGCUAUAUUUUUGGAUCACCAGCAUCAAUGGUUAAAUUUCUUGAUAUCCAGAGGAUACUUGCGUCAUUUCAUUGAUAGCUUACUGAAAGAUGAUAAAGAAUUACAAAAUAUUUUGACAAAAGGUUCAAAUUCACUAAGAAGUGUGUAUGUUUUUGAAUCAAAGCUAUCCUUGUUUACAAGAAUUGGCAAUUCUCCCAUUGGUGCUCAAGCACUUUUGAGAAAUGGCAUUAUGGAGAGGUUAACAGAAUGUGGUUGCUUAGAUUUGAGACCAGAAAUUUACAGAGAUUUUCACUUAGAAGAAAAUAUUAAGAAAAAUACUUGGUUACUACCAAAUUUGUUUCAGUGCUACCAACAAAUAAUAAUACCAGCUUUGAGAGUUAUAUUAAGUAUGAUGACAUCAACAAGUCCAAAACAUCUGCAAGGUGAACAACAGUUGCUGAAUUUUAUAUUAGCUCAUAGUGGAAUAUUUUCAGAUAUUCUGAGAGAUCGUUCAGCACUAAAAAGACUCGAUUCAUUAGCCGAACUUUCUUUAGUUACUGCAGUUUUAUCAAGAGCAACACUAAAUGAAUCGAGUGAAGUUCCUGAAGUUACCCAUAUUGAAACUAGAGGUCAAAUUGCAUUGUUGAGACAUCAGUUACUUGCCUUAUUACCUGUUUUAAUUUCACAUAAUUGGGAUUCGUAUCAAUUUGUAGUGCUUUUAGAUGAUUCAGUUGAUAAUGUUAUGCUCAAAGUUAAAAUACUUGAGCUGGUUUCUAAUGUGUUAAGUAGUUGUAGAAUGGUGGUGGCAUCAUCUGGUCGUGGAAUUUUGUCUAGAAUUCUCUUUACGCCCAAUCUUUCAGAAUCAUUAAAUUCAGAAAAAAGUCACACUUCUGAUACACACAUGCAAAGUGUGCCUACUAGUCGUCAUCCACCUGGAAUUGGUAUGUUAAUUCUAUUGUUGCGGCAGUGUAGUUUACAGCUCCAAGUAGCAGUAAAUGCACAAAAGAAUUUUCAGCAAAGAAUAGAAGGCUUGCCGAAUUUGAGUUUUGAAAAAAUGUCAGAAAAUUUACCAUCAGGAAUCAAAACAAAUCCUGUUGUUCCGCAUAGAAAAGAAAUGGUUUAUCAGACAUUAAAUAAACUCAUUUUUCAGUAUAGCCAAAUGGCAAAUAUAUUACGUUACAUUAUUGAAGUAUCAGUGUAUUUGUUAUGGCACCACCUGCAUUUCUUUCUUCAGACUUACAUGGGAGAGGAUUUAAUUUAUAGUAAACAGAUUACACAACCUAAGCCUAUUCGUAAAUUACAAGCUGUCCAAGAACCAACCAAAGAAAUACCAAGUUACGUUCAUCCCAAGUCACAAGUAACAGAAGAUUGGUUAACCCAAUCUGACAUUAAAAAUUUAAAAGCCGAUAUUUCAAAUGUAAUGAAUGAUUAUUUCUUUAAUGAAUUACAGUCCAUUGAACAAUAUUUUCAAGAAGACUCUAAACGUAUUGGAUUUUUUGAAGCAGUUGUGUGUCGUUUGAAACGUCUAGUUCAACAAUGUACAUAAUUUUUUGUAUUUUUAUCAUUUUAAUUAUGUUCUUCAGUUUUUUUUUAAUUAAAACAAUGUGUACUUUGUUAGAAUUUGUAUGUUUUCAUCAAAUAAAUGAAAAAAUGCUUCUUUAUUUUAUUGUAAUACAUUGAUUAAAUACAGUAAGCUUAAAUCACCCUAAGUUUAUU